Molecule: messenger RNA, 5618 nt
Organism: Anopheles gambiae (African malaria mosquito)
Lineage: Eukaryota; Metazoa; Arthropoda; Insecta; Diptera; Culicidae
Product: opsin-2
Exons: 5
Coding region: 298-1971 (557 amino acids)
Biological process (GO): G protein-coupled receptor signaling pathway; visual perception
Cellular component (GO): membrane
Molecular function (GO): G protein-coupled receptor activity
Source: RefSeq, a predicted model, not a curated record
CUUAAACUCGCGCACAUCCGGGGAGGAGCAUCGUCGUGAGCAUGGAACGUUCGCCGGCUGCCUGAUCCUUCCAUCAUCGUGCACAGCGACGCAGCAGUGUAUAGCGCUCACUUUGCGCGACCACACCAAAUCGACACCGACACCUUCGACCACGUGAUGAUGAUGUACGCGUAAUUAAAACUGAAGCUACUGCGAAAGAUUGCGCGCGUGCACUUGCGGAGAAAUUUUAGCAAAACAGAGCCGUAUCAAACAGCGCACACUACAAGGUCUGCGUAUCGCGCGCGCAUACCACGGACAAUGUAUAGCCAGCAACGACGGUACAGCAUGACGAUGGUCGUCUUCGUUCGCCGGGUGCUCCUGCUGCUGGCCACUGGAAUUACGAUUGCCAGUGGCAGUGCCAGCUACAGCAUGGUGGAUCCACAGCGUGUCCUCAGCAGCGUUGGCCUCAAUGUUGGCGCCAGUUUCGGCACAGGAACGGCCACCGUCGGCGGGACGGGCAACGAGCUCGCCGUGACCCUGCCAAAGGCUGCAACGGAACUGUUGCAGGCCACAGCUGCUGAUGCCGUUGCCGCAGCUUCCGUAAGAGACAGCACUGACCUUACGUCAACGGCACCCUCGGUGUACAAUGGCACCGGGAGUAACGCCACCGACAGCAACGACGCUUUAUGGAGCAAAUACGUCGUCCGGUCCGGAUACGUGCUGCCGGUCGAUCCACUGUUUGUGGCCAAAAUCAAUCCCUUCUGGCUGCGGUUCGAUCCACCGUCGGCCGGCGAACACUACGGGCUGGCCGUAUUCUACUUCCUGAUGAUGCUGUUCGGCGUUAUCGGCAACGCGCUGGUCGUCUUUAUGUUCUACAGGUAUCGGUCAUUGCGUACUCCUGCCAACUAUCUCGUCAUCAACCUAGCGGUGGCUGACUUCAUCAUCAUGAUGGAAGCUCCAAUGUUCAUCUACAACAGUAUCCACCAGGGUCCAGCACUUGGAUCGAUUGGAUGUACGGUGUAUGCGCUGAUGGGAGCCGUCGGUGGAACGGUCGCGAUCGCUACCCUCACCGUCAUCUCGAUCGAUCGCUACAAUGUGGUAGUGUACCCGCUGAAUCCGAACCGCUCCACCACCAAGCUAAAGUGCUACUUCCUGAUCGCGUUCACCUGGGCGUACGGGCUGCUGUUUGCCAGCUUCCCGGCGCUCGAGAUCGGGCUGAGCCGCUACACCGCCGAGGGCUACCUGACGGCCUGCAGCUUCGACUAUCUCGACCGCACGUACAAGGCGCGCGUCUUCAUGUUCGUGUACUUUGUGUUCGCCUGGCUGAUCCCGUUCGCGAUCAUUAGCUACUGUUACGCCCGCAUCCUGAUCGCGGUCAUCAACGCGAACGCCAUCCAGUCGAGCAAGAGCAAGAACAAGACGGAGGUGAAGCUGGCCGGUGUGGUGGUCGGCAUUAUUGGGCUGUGGUUCGCCGCCUGGACGCCGUACGCGGUGGUCGCGAUGAUGGGCGUGUUCGGAUACGAGCAGUACCUGACGCCGCUCAACUCGAUGAUACCGGCGGUGUUUGCGAAGAUUGCGGCCUCGAUCGAUCCGUACUUUUACGCCAUGAACCAUCCGCGCUAUCGGCAGAUGCUGGAGCGCAUGUUCUGCAACCGGGGUGCCGAUCAGGGCAACUCGCAGUACCAGACGUCGCACUACACGCGCGGUGCAUCGCGCGGUGGUGACUCGGAGGGUGGUGGUGGUGAAGAGUCCGGCGGCGGUGGUGGUGGUGGUGGUGGAGGUGUUGGUCGUGCUCCCGGCGGUGGUAAUGCUGGCUUGGGACGCGGUGGCACUGUCCGUGGUGGUGGUGGUGGUGGUGGACGACUGAUCGCGGGCAAGGGUGGUGGAGGAGCAAACGCGACCGGCAGCAACGGAGGCGGCGGUGUCAAGGCACUCAAGAAGCAGAUCUCCAAUGGCGACGAAACAUCGCUCGAGGUAUCGCUCGAGAUGUAACAGUGCUGCCGGCGAGGAGUUCAGCUCCUUCGCGUGACGGACGACUACGAAAACAGUGCCUUCGUGUAGCGAAAGAGAGAGAAAAAUAGAGGAAGAGAGUAACAGUGUAGUAGCAGAACACGGCGGCGAGUUAAAGGGUAAAGUUGGCUGGAGAACGAGAAGAGUCUGGCAAUUACGGGCGGCGUUGACGAAUCAAAGCGCGUUGGCGUGAGAAAGAAAUUGCGCACCAAUGGAGGUACGAAUUAACGAGAGGAAUCAUUUUUCGCUUAAAACAGGCAAAACGGGGCUCGUGUGCUUCCUGGAAAAGAUGUGUAGAAGGCGGAGGAAGGAAAAUCCACAAAACGCUCGGACGAAAGUUGAGUGACGUGUAAGGGAGCCACAGAAAGGGGUAGAGAACUCAAGUCUGAGGGUGAAAAAACAGGCGCGUGGAAUGAUUUAUAGGGCGGGUGUAUUAGGAGAAAUAAACCCCUGGAGUGAGGAAAGCCAUACACACACACACACACACUUGAAUAUUGCGUAUCACACACGCGCGUCUGAUUGAAUUGUUUUAACGCGCGAGGUUUUCCUUUAUUGCGCACUCUUUGGUCCUUGGCUCGGUAAUUGUCUACGGCCUACGCGAAAGCACCGGACGGUAAGCGAUUGCUUCUCACCCACAGACACACACACCCCGUGUGAUGGAUUCUUUAUGGUAAAAUCACUAAACCGGUGUGUUCUGUGUUGUUCGCUCUUGCUCGAGAUGGGUCGUAAAAUAACACAUUGUUUUCGCCACCAUCGAACACUUGCUUGUUUUUUUGGGUGUGUGGCACAGCGUUUUCCUUCCUUUUUUUCCAUGGAAAAACUUUUCCAGCUUACGCACAGAUUGAUUGUUAGUUGCUUUCCUUAGCCGGUACGGUGCGCCGUUAGCCUACGCGGACGUUGCGCUUUUUUAUGCCCCUGUGUGAUCUGGUCAAUCCGGUUCGAAGGACCAAAAAGUGGCAGGAAGUGGUAAGAAAGGGAAAAUAGCGCCACACAAGAAUAGCAACAAUAGUAUUUUGGUGAAUCUAUUACGUGUUUUUUCCCCCAACCCUCCUCACGCUCUCCCUUCUACCGGGGUUUUUUUUCUUUUCUCGUCGUCGCGUACUCGCGCAAUCUGUUAUACCAUCCGUUAUUUAUCGACGUGCGUACGAUAACGAGGAAGAGAAGGCGAAGAGGCAUACCAAGCGAUCCUGAGUGAAAAACAAAUGAAACAGUGUGUGAGUGAGUGAGUGAAAAAGGGAGAAAGAAUAUCCCCACAGACGUCCUUAGAUAGGAAGGAAGUACACGCAGCAGGGAGGAAAAGCGGCCGGACAAAAUGGUGACACACACACACACACACAGAAGCGUCACGGCGCGAAGAAUCGGGGUGGCGCAAAACAUGAUUAAGUGGUUGUUUUCUUGCUCGCCCGGUGCAAAAGUUCGGACCGGAAGUUAUCAUGCUAAGUGAAAGUCGCGCAAGAAAGAAAAACGAAAGAACAAAAAAACACAAUCCCCUUGACGUGGUAACAACACGGGCCACGCGAUACUAACCUUUUCUUAACCGUCCGCGGUUAACAGUGGCAGAAAGUUCACUACCCACCCCUCCUCCCUUUCGUUUCCUUUGGGGGGGGGGGAGGGGGUGGUAGUUUCCCUCUAUCAUCCAUAUCUUGUCUCUCUCUUUUCCUCUCGUUCUCGUGUGUUGUGUUCUACGAUUAAGCCAUUGCAACAUAACGUCGAAAUGGUUCUGUUACUAACCGGAAUAAAAUGGCAACGUAUGUACGCGGUGUGUGUGGUGUGUAGUGGUCGUAAAUCUUACUGCCAGCAGACACUUCUAGCAGCAGUUGUGGGGGCACCAUAAAGAGAGAAGCAUUCUGGCAGCGGCACUUGUGACACCUACCACCACCACCACCACCAACGUGAACUGUUGUAAAGGGCCAACUGUUGGAAUGAAUAUUCAUUCCGGUGUAGUUCGUUUAUCGAUUGAAGGGCAGGACAUGACAGGACAGGACAAGACAGGUCGGCCAUGUGAUGACACUCUCGCGGUUUUGGCGUCUCACGUGACGUCCUCGUUCAUUCGUACAUUGUAGGUUGUUAUUUUUAAAACACAGCAUCUAAGCUUUAUAUUUGUUAAACACUGUUAGCUCACCAACAACGAACAAUUGAGAAACAUACACAGACACCCACACAGGGCAACAUAGAUCUCGUAUCGCAUCGAUGUUAUAUUUUCCCGCAAAGCUAGAUCAAUUACAAGUAGAGCAGUUGUUGCUAUGGUUACUAAACACCCGUUUUUAAAUGUUCAACGGACGAGGCAGACAAAGAUGAAGAAAAAGGCGAGGAGGCAGAUGAAGAAAAAGAAAAAUAAGAAGAAGAAGAAGAGGAAGAAGAAGAAGAAAAAUAAGAAGAAGAAGUAGACGAAGAAGAAGAAGAAGACUCACAAAACGUUAUCAUCUCCUCCGCGUUGUCUCUCUCUCUUUCUUCUCGCUGUGUUUGUAGUAUUUCGCACUAAGCGCACGAAGAAUUGUUGGGCGAAGGCGAAAGUGUUGGCGCGUCGCAGUUGGCGCUUGCCGCAUAAGCUUUAAGCAUCAUUUAGUAUGUAGUGAAGCUUUUCCGUUCGUUGAAGCUUUCUCCUGAACCGAAAGUUUGACAGAAAGCUUUCAGGAGGAGCGGGGUUCGGGAAAGUCGGCUGGUGAUGGCAAAAUGUGUGUUUUGCGUUUUUUUCUUGAAAUGUUUCCUUCCAAUGUUUCGCGGUCUGCUUUCCGCGACGAAGCGGGAAGUUUGUAAGCAUCGAGGCAUCGAACCACUUUGAUAUCUCGCAAGCAAGCAUCUUUGACAAUGGGAUCGGGAGGCAAAUUGUAGGUGAAGGAUGGUAGGAGGGAAGGGAAAUCGUUACUGAAAAAAUUGUGCCUUAAUUUUACCCAAUUGGCUGAACCUUUUUAAACGCUAGGCUAGGAGGAGACCACACCCGGCGCAACGGUCGCAAAGGUUAUUGUGCUGUGGGAUGUGGUGGAUGAUACUUAAAUGCAACGGCAGCGCGACCGACCGAACGAAGCGACAGUGGCAGUUAAUGUUGUGUGUGUUGUUUUUCGUUUUAUUAUUACCACUACUAAAACAAACCAUUCCCAAUGCAAGAUAAUAGCAAGAUAACAGUUCUCAAUGACGCUCUGAGCGGAAAAAGAGAUGGAAAGGAAGGGAAGAAUCAAAGGGCAAAGCAUGGACAAACGAGCUUAGAGGUGAUGGGUGGGAAGCAGAAGCUGGAAUCGAAAGUAUAAAAAAGGCAGUCGAGAAACGGAAAGUACAAAAAGCGACGAGGUUUGUGUGAGGAUGCAUGUGCGUGUGCAUUAUUUUCGGAAGAAUUUUGCAUACAUACAAGAAGUGGUAUGAGGCUGGAUCUGAAGGGCGUCAUAGAAGAAAUUCACAUACACACACACGUAUAUAGAACCUACUUACUAUAGAUGGAGAACAAAUGUACAUGUAUUUCUGUUGUUAGAAAGCAAAACAAACAAACAAACAAACAAUUUCUUCCAUAUACAACACAUCGAUAAAACAUAGCCAAGGCAAAGCAAAACUAAACCAACAAAACCAAUAUCGAACGAAAACAACGUUUACCUAAUAGGAACAAAAAAGCAAAAACUAGUUUGUCGCAACCAACACAA